Messenger RNA from Drosophila subpulchrella, 2161 nucleotides. RefSeq names its product polypeptide N-acetylgalactosaminyltransferase 35A (gene Pgant35A). The transcript has a single exon. Gene Ontology annotation, cellular component: Golgi apparatus. Gene Ontology annotation, molecular function: Notch binding. Bases 136 to 2040 code for a protein of 634 amino acids. The record is from RefSeq and is a predicted model, not a curated record. NCBI's taxonomy places the organism in Eukaryota, Metazoa, Arthropoda, Insecta, Diptera, Drosophilidae. Gene Ontology annotation, biological process: regulation of Notch signaling pathway.
AGCGCCAUUGCCAGCCCUGGUGCCAUCGCCCGCAGCUGAGUCGUCGCUUUUAAUUUAUUCCGUUUAUAUCAUGAAAGUGACGAAAUAGCGGUCUAACCAGCCAGCCAAAGGGGCAACGUAAGCGAAUCUCGACCCAUGAUGCAAAUCAAGCGCCUCCUCUGCAAGUCCUGUGGCCUGGGCACCCUUCUGGUGGCGGUCGUCUGGCUGCUGGCGCUCCUCUUCUACUCGCACAGCCUGAGGAGCUCCAUCCGGUCGGCGGGCUGGAGGAUCGACAGGAAUGCCACGCCACGGGCCGAGCUAAGCUACCAGGCCAGGGUCACCGUCGGAUGCACACCCAACGAAGUUAAAAACACCACUGCCGCAAAGGAAUUCCCAGGAGAAGCCAAUCCCCCCAGUGAUCCCGAGCAACUGGAGCUUUUGGGUGUGGUGCGCAACAAACAGGACAAGUACAUUCGGGACAUAGGCUACAAACAUCAUGCCUUCAACGCCCUGGUGUCCAAUAAUAUAGGGCUCUUCCGGCAGAUUCCCGACACCCGGCACAAGGUGUGCGAUCGCCAGGAGACCUUGGAAACGGAGAACCUUCCCCAGGCCUCGAUAGUCAUGUGUUUCUAUAAUGAGCACAAGAUGACCCUGAUGCGGUCAAUUAAAACGGUGCUGGAGCGCACGCCCAGCUAUCUGCUGCGGGAGAUUAUCCUGGUGGAUGAUCACAGCGACCUGCCCGAACUGGAGUUCCAUCUGCACGGGGAUCUACGUGCCCGGCUGAAGUACGACAAUCUGCGUUACAUCAAGAACGAGCAGCGCGAGGGCCUCAUUCGAUCCCGAGUGAUUGGAGCCCGCGAGGCGGUCGGCGAUGUCCUUGUUUUCCUGGACUCGCACAUUGAGGUCAAUCAGCAGUGGCUGGAGCCGCUGCUGCGCCUCAUCAAGGCUGAGAAUGGCACUCUGGCCGUGCCCGUCAUCGACCUGAUCAAUGCCGACACCUUUGAGUACACACCCAGUCCACUGGUGCGCGGAGGAUUCAACUGGGGCCUACACUUCCGCUGGGAGAAUCUGCCCGAGGGCACUCUUAAGGUGCCGGAGGACUUUCGUGGUCCCUUUCGCUCGCCCACCAUGGCCGGCGGUCUGUUUGCGGUGAACAGAAGGUACUUCCAGCACCUGGGCGAGUACGACAUGGCCAUGGAUAUAUGGGGUGGCGAGAACAUAGAGAUAUCCUUCCGGGCCUGGCAGUGUGGUGGCGCUAUCAAGAUUGUUCCCUGCUCCCGCGUGGGCCACAUAUUCCGGAAGCGUCGUCCAUACACUUCGCCAGAUGGGGCCAACACCAUGCUGAAGAACUCGCUGCGAUUGGCUCACGUCUGGAUGGAUCAGUAUAAGGAUUACUAUCUGAAGCACGAGAAAGUGCCCAGGUCCUAUGACUACGGAGACAUCAGCGAACGGCUGAAGCUAAGGGAGCGACUGCAGUGCCGGGAUUUUGCCUGGUACCUGAAGAACGUCUACCCAGAGCUGCAUGUGCCGGGCGAGGAGUCCAAGAAAUCGGCGGCGGCACCAAUGUUUCAGCCUUGGCACUCGCGAAAGAGAAACUAUGUGGACACCUACCAGCUGCGACUGACGGGAACGGAACUCUGUGCCGCGGUGGUGGCUCCCAAGGUGAAGGGCUUCUGGAAGAAGGGCAGUUCCCUGCAGCUGCAGCCCUGCCGGAGGUCGCCCAACCAGCUGUGGUACGAGACUGACAAGGCGGAGAUUGUGCUGGACAAGUUGCUCUGCCUGGAGGCCUCUGGAGAUGCCCAGGUCACGGUGAACAAGUGCCACGAGAUGCUGGGCGAUCAGCAGUGGCGGCACACUCGCAACGCCUACAGUCCCGUCUACAACAUGGCGAAGGGAACCUGCCUGCGGGCAGCUGCUCCGGCGGCGGGCGCCCUCAUCAGCUUGGAUCUGUGCUCCAAGACGAGCGGAACGGGUGGAGCCUGGGACAUUGUGCAGCUCAAGAAGACAAAGGAGGAGGAGGACAGGGCCAGGAAAGCAAUCAAAUCGGACAAAGCGCUGUGAGCGAGGGGUUGUCCUGCUGGCGUAUCGCAAUAUUAGACUGAUAUCUGUUUAGGGCAAAGUGUAUUACGUUUAAAUAGCCAGUAUUUUUCAUGAAAUUUUUUUAAUAAAAUGUAAAAAACUA